Molecule: messenger RNA, 2043 nt
Organism: Fraxinus pennsylvanica
Lineage: Eukaryota; Viridiplantae; Streptophyta; Magnoliopsida; Lamiales; Oleaceae
Source: the annotation of a GenBank genome assembly
AUGAAUUCAUUUUCCUCUACAUCGCUGCUUCCGUCCUUUCCGAAACCUUCAAAUGGCUUGUCUAGUAAUCGGAAAAUCAUAAUCUCUGCAAUUCCUCGCGUUGCAGUAGCAGAAGAUCUUAUAACUCUAACUGCAUACAGCCAUCCUGUGCUGUCUGGAAGUUCCAAGAAUCUCUGCAGCAAAUUUUGUUGUCUGAAACUUUGGCUUCUUGAAAAUCUGAAAUUUCAAUGGCCUAAGAUAAAACAUGAAUGGAAAAAUGAGUUCAAAAUUUUGCAAAUUCACGGCAAAGAUGAGGUACUGGACAAUUCAAAAGCAUCGCAUGAAAGACAAGUUUUUAAAGGAUCACCGGCAUCCAUUUCAUCAAAUGAUUAUAAUGGAGGGAAAGAAUCGAGUUCACAGCCAGAAGGAAAUUCUACAUAUGGUCAACCUUCCAAUGCCAGCAGAGUGAACGUUGUUGCAGAAUCCCCAUCAUAUUCCUCCAUUCAGCGUGCAGAAACUUCUGCACCAAAUUUUCAGUUUGACAAGUCCACAAAAAUUGGGGCUUCCUUGACAUCUCCUCCGUCUUUGCUACAAACUCAAUCCUUUAGUAGCAAUUAUCAGGAUGGUACAUCUAACUCUCUUAGCAUUGCUGUUAUUGGGGCUACUGGUGAACUAGCAAGGAGGAAAAUCUUUCCAGCAUUGUUUGCUCUGUAUUACAGUGGUUUUCUUCCUAAGAAUGUUAAUAUAUUUGGAUAUUCGAGGAAAAAAUUGACAGAUGAUGAGCUCAGAUCCAUGAUAGCUUCAACGCUAACUUGUCGGAUAGAUCAGCAGCAAAAUUGUGAAGACAAAAUAGAUGAUUUUCUUAGAAAAACAUACUAUCUGAAUGGAGGGUAUGAUAACAGAGAGGGAAUGUCAAAGCUUAGUGCUCGAAUGGAACAAAUGGAGGGACAAUUUGGAGCAAAUAGAAUAUUCUACCUUUCUGUGCCCCAAGAAGCAUUGCUGGAUGUUGCAUCAUCUCUUGCUAACAAUGCCCAAAGCCCAAAGGGUUGGAAUCGCAUAAUAAUUGAAAAGCCCUUUGGUUUUGAUUCACAAUCGUCUCACCAGUUGACUCAUGCUCUUCUUUUGAAAAUUGAGGAAAAGCAAUUAUAUAGGAUAGAUCAUCUUUUGGGCAGGAACACCAUUGAAAAUCUAACUGUACUAAGGUUCUCUAAUCUAGUCUUUAUGCCAUUAUGGAACCGAAAUUACAUACGCGAUGUACAGGUCAUUCUAUCUGAAGAUUUGAGUAUGCCGAUACAAUCAAGGUAUCCAAAUGGCUAUGGGAUUAUAGGUGAUAUCGUACACAGUCACGUAUUCCAGACCAUCGCGUUGCUUGCUAUGGAACCUCCUAUAACUCUUGAUGGUGAAGAUGUGCGAAAUGAAAAGGUCAAACUAUUGAGAUCAAUUCGGAAAUUGGAACCUAGUGAUGUAAUACUUGGACAGUGCACCCCUACUCCUGGCUGCAAGGGUGAUGCUAAAUUGGAAAAAGCAACCCCUACAUUCUUUGCUGCUGCUUUGUACAUUGACAAUGCACGUUGGGAUGGUGUCCCGUUUCUGAUUAAAGUUGGCAGAGGACUCAUCAAACACAGAGUUGAAAUACGCAUACAAUUCCGAGAUGUUCCUGGAAAUAUUUUCCGCGGACAUAUCCAGCAUAAUAUAAAUCUAUCCACCAACGAGCUGAUUUUACGUGACAUGCCAGACGAAGCCAUCCUAGUCAGAGUAAACAAUAAGAUUCCAGGACUAGGCAUCCACUUGGAUGCUUCAGAACUGAAUUUGCUUUACAAAGAUAAGUACAAUGUAGAAGUGCCUGAUUCAUAUGAGCAACUUCUUCAUGAUGUAAUAGAUGGAGACAACCAUUUAUUCAUGAGAAGUGAUGAGGUAGCAGCUGCAUGGAAUGUUUUAUCUCCAGUUUUGCACGAGUUGGACAAUGAAAACUUAGUACCGGAACAAUAUGAAUUGGGGGGUAGAGGUCCAGAUAACGCUAUCUAUCUCUGGGCGAAACAUGGGGUUCGAUGGUUGGAUGACUAG